AUGGUGACUACCCCUAUGGGUAAGCCGGUUGUGACGUCGUGGGUAUGCUUAGGAUGUGCAAUCAUGGUACAUGGUAGGGAGUUUGAGGUAGACUUGAUUUGUUUGCCUCUUUCUCAGUUAGAUGUAAUUUUGGGGAUAGAUUGGCUAGCCAUCAACCAUGUGUCAUUGGACUGUAGAGAAAAGACAUUGAUCUUUGGUGCAUCAAUGUCAGAAGUUCCGAGACUUUUGAGCCAUGGAGCAUGGGAAAAUACAGUGGAAGCUAAGGCCUUUAUGGUCAUGUUUUCAAUGGAGGCCGAAAGUGCAAUGGAACCAGAGUGUAUACCGGUAGUGAAAGAGUUCCUGGAAGUGUUUCUAGAAGAUGUUUCUGAGCUACCGCCUGAAAAAGAGAUAGAGUUUGCUAUUGAUGUCAUUCCGGGAGCAAGUCCGAUUUCUGUGGCACCUUAUAGGAUGUCACUAGUGGAGUUGGCAGAGGUCAAGAAGCAAGUGGAGGACUUAUUACGAAGAGGUUUGUGCUACCAAAUGUGUCACCAUGGGGAGCGCCAAUAUUAUUAG
Abrus precatorius (Indian licorice) is the source of this 552-nucleotide messenger RNA. RefSeq lists its product as uncharacterized. The record is from RefSeq and is a predicted model, not a curated record. Bases 1 to 552 code for a protein of 183 amino acids. The transcript has a single exon. Lineage: Eukaryota; Viridiplantae; Streptophyta; Magnoliopsida; Fabales; Fabaceae.